This is a messenger RNA of Ceratotherium simum simum (southern white rhinoceros), 2103 nucleotides long. NCBI's taxonomy places the organism in Eukaryota, Metazoa, Chordata, Mammalia, Perissodactyla, Rhinocerotidae. The record is from RefSeq and is a predicted model, not a curated record.
UGACGGGAGCCACGUCUUUGCUGGCGGACGACUGAGCCGGGAUUGGUGUCCGGGCGGCGAUCCGGGGCUGCUGGGAAGAUGGCGGACUCGGGGGCCCGCCGAUGAGGAGGCCGCCCGGGGAGCCCGGCUCCCGGGCCCCGAGACCGACUGAGGGAGCGACCUGCGCGGGGCCUGGGGAGUCAUGUAGGGGCGGCGCCUGCGGGGCGGACGCGGGAGGGCGGCGGGAGUUGGUGUUGGCGACAGUGACGACCGUCUCCUGGCGCCCCCGGGCCGGGUGGGUGUGGGGGCCCCUGACACCGCCGACUCCGCGCCGCCGCAAAGCCGCGCUCUCAGCCCCACGGGCGCUCUGCGAGGUGGGCGCCGCGUGCUCGUUUCACGGGCGAGGAGGCUUGGGCGGAGAGACGAAGCCACUUGUCCAAGGUCACGCAGCUGGGUCUCCAUCACCCAACUCCAUGCUUCGAGUCCUGCUCUCUGCCCAGGCCUCUGCUGCUCGGCUGUCUGGCCUGCUGCUGCUCCCACCAGUACAGCCCUGCUAUCUGGGGCCCAGCAAGUGGGGGGACCGGCCUGCUGGAGGAGGCCCCCAUGCAGGCCCUGUGCAGGGGCUGCAGCGGCUUCUGGAACAGGCGAGAAGUCCAGGGGAGCUGCUGCGCUGGCUGGGCCAGAACCCUACCAAAGUGCGUGCCCACCACUACCCUGUGGCACUCCGUCGUCUGGGCCAGCUCUUGGGGUCUCGGCCACGGCCCCCUCCCGUGGAGCAGGCCACCCUGCAGGACUUGAGUCAGCUCAUCAUCCGAAACUGCCCCUCCUUUGACAUUCACACCAUCCACGUGUGUCUGCACCUUGCAGUCUUACUUGGCUUCCCGUCAGAUGGGCCCCUGGUGUGUGCCCUGGAGCGGGAGCGAAGGUUCCGCCUCCCUCCGAAGCCGCCUCCCCCUCUGCAACCUGUCCUUCAUGGUGGGCAAAGGUUGGAAGCUGCUCUGAGCUGCCCCCGUUUCCUGCGGUAUCCACGGCAGCACCUCAUCCGCAGCCUGGCAGAGGCCGGGCCAGAGGAACUGACCCCGCACGUGAUGGUGCUACUGGCCCAGCACCUGGCCCGGCACCGGUUGCGGGAGCCCCAGCUUCUGGAAGCCAUUGCCCACUUCCUGGUGGUCCAGGAAGCCCAGCUCAACAGCAAGGUGGUACAGAAGUUGGUCCUGCCCUUUGGGCGGCUGAACUACUUGCCCCUGGAGCAGCAGUUUAUGCCCUGCCUUGAGAGGAUCCUGGCUCGGGAAGCCGGGGUGGCCCCCCUGGCCACGGUCAACAUCUUAAUGUCCCUGUGUCAGCUGCGGUGCCUACCCUUCCGAGUCCUGCACUUUGUCUUUUCCCCGAGUUUCAUCAACCACGUCAGUGGCACCCCUCACGCCCUGAUUGUGCGGCGCUACCUCUCCCUGCUGGACACGGCCGUGGAGCUGGAGCUCCCAGGAUACCAGGGUCCCCGCCUUCCCCGAAGGCAGCAAGUGCCCAUCUUCCCCCAGCCGCUCAUCACUGACCGUGCCCGCUCCAAGUACAGUCACAAGGACAUAGUUGCUGAGGGGCUGCGCCAGCUGCUGGGGGAGGAGAAAUACCGCCAGGACCUGACUGUGCCUCCUGGCUACUGCACAGACUUCCUGCUGUGUGUCAGCAGCUCUGGUGCUGUGCUUCCUGUAAGGACCCAGGACCCCUUCCUACCAUAUCCUCCCAGGUCCUGUCCACGGGGCCAGGCUGCCUCUCAGCCCACUACCCACGACCCUGCCCAAAGGGUGGUGCUGAUGCUGCGGGAACGCUGGCAUUUCUGCCGGGAUGGCAGAGUGCUGCUGGGCUCCCGGGCUCUGCGGGAGCGGCACCUGGGCCUGAUGGGCUACCAGCUCCUGCCGCUACCCUUCGAGGAACUGGAGUCACAGAGAGGCCUGCCGCAGCUCAAGAGCUACCUGAGGCAGAAGCUCCAGGCCUUGGGACUCCGCUGGGGGCCCGAAGGGGGGUGAGGGGGUGCACACGGGUUCAUGAUGGCCCCCCUAUGGGGGGUGGACAAUUUGCACUUUGGUUCCCUCUGUUUUGGUUUCUCAUUAAAGUCCCUUCCCUUCCCCA